This is a messenger RNA of Bactrocera dorsalis (oriental fruit fly), 623 nucleotides long. Its product is annotated as probable deoxyhypusine synthase. The coding region runs from base 149 to 547 and encodes 132 amino acids. The transcript has 2 exons. NCBI's taxonomy places the organism in Eukaryota, Metazoa, Arthropoda, Insecta, Diptera, Tephritidae. The record is from RefSeq and is a predicted model, not a curated record. Gene Ontology annotation, molecular function: deoxyhypusine synthase activity. Gene Ontology annotation, cellular component: cytoplasm. Gene Ontology annotation, biological process: peptidyl-hypusine biosynthetic process.
AUUUGACUGACAGAAAACAUAAAAGGUGCAGCUUUUCAUAUUCGAACAUUCAAAUAAAAUCAAAACAAAGUUUAGUUUGUAUAAAAUUACUAAAUAUUUUAUUUAAAGUUUAAUAAUUGGAGUGAACAUAGGUUUUAUACAAUAGAAAAUGUCCGUUAAACCAGGUAUCGCCAAAGAAGCGGUACUUAAACAAAGUGGAAAAACACACGGAAAACACACCCAUCGUGCGGGCUACGAUUGGAAUCAAGGAAUUGAUAAUGCGGGGUUUCAAGCUACUAAUCUUUGUAUGGCAAUAAGAGAAAUCAAUCUAAUGCUUGAUCGUAGGCAGCAGCCGUUGAAACCUGAUGAAGCCGAUUUGCAUGAAACGGAUGAAUUCAUUAGACGAAAACAUAGCUGUACAAUAUUCCUUGGAUUCACAUCUAAUCUAGUGUCGUCGGGAUUACGGGAGACAUUACGAUUACUCGUUGAACACCAAAUGGUGGAUUGUGUAGUAAUGACAGCGGGUGGCGUGGAAGAAGACUUUAUAAAACACUUAUACACAAUCUGAACAAUAUAAACUUAUAAAUAACACUAAUAUGUAUUAUUAAAAUCUUCAACACACAUAUGUUUCUGUUUAAACUCAA